GUGUAGAAUGACCACUGAUUUUGUAAAGAAAAAAAAACAGGAUCAGCUGACAAAAAAAAAACAGUAUCAACAAAAAAGGUUAUUAAUUCUCAAUAAGUGGACGAGAAAAAAAUUCUUAAAAUUUGAAAGUUUUGUUAAAAUAUGAUAGGAAAUAAACUUCGAAAAAUCAUUACAAACCAUAAUUUUCUAAUUGCUUUUGCAUUUGUUCUGGUUCUUUUGUAAACGUUCAGACUUUAACAUAAUAAAAGAGUAUAAGACCACCUUCAAUCAGAACCCUUCUAUUAAAAUUAAAGAAAUAAAAAAUAAUUAAGAGAAAUAGUGAAAAGAAGUUUUAAAAAGCUUUGUUUUAGAACCACUUCUAAACAUUUUUCAUCUACAUAUCAUACAACUAAUAUUUUAAUGAUUUAAAAAAAAUAUCAAACUUAAUUGUACAAUUAAAGUAUGAAUAUUUUUAUUGUUUUAGAACCUUAUGUCGACAAAAGAAAAAAAAAACCUUACAUGAUUUCUAAUGGUCGGAGAUGGUUUAUCAUUCUAUACCCCUCAGUGCCGUUACCUCCAAAUGCGAUACAACCUGAUGGUUUAUAUUAUGCACUGGAUUGGGAUCGUGUAACGUAAGACUAUUGAUUUUACUUUUGUAAAAGAAAAGUUCAUCGAUACUAGCACCAGUUCAGUCCUUAUACAUUGGGUGGAGACAAGAAGAAUAUCAUAGGAAUCAUCUUUUUACUCCCCAUACUCAUAAAUAAAGCUCUUGUAAAAGUUUUGGUACAGAACUCAAAUUUAUGAAGAAAGGUAAAUGAAUAUCCUAUAUUUAUAUAUCAUAUAUGCAGGUUUAUUAAAAAGCUGAAAUUAAAACACUUUUUCUCUCAAAGAUAAUGCAUUACUAAUUAAAUAUGUUUGGUGGCAACAAACUUUUUUGAAACAAUUUAUUAGUUGUUUGAUAUUACAAACAGAAAAAAAUGAAGAUUUUUUUUUAAUAUAUUAAUAUGGUCAAUUCUGAAAAUGCCACAACUUGUGUUUCUUUUCUAAAAACUACCAUUAACAACCUUGAAAUUCCAAAAUUACAGGAAAAGUAUGAUUUUGGAAAAAGUUCUUAAAAACAUUAAUUCUUACUUAAAUUUCCGGCAAACAAUCAAUUAUACAUAAACUACGCGUAGCUGUAAAUGGUAUUAUAGAUGAAAAAUUAGAUAACUAACCCAAACAUAAUAACUUAUCAUUUUCACUAUUAGGCCAACAUUUGUUUUUUUCUGAACUUUGAACUUAUUUAAAAACUAAGUGGUUGACUCAAAAUAUGUUAGCGGAUUGACUAAUGACUAUUAGCGUCUCCAUUGAUGUUGAUAUAAUUAUAAGGUAUGCUUUCAAUAUAAAAAUUCUCAUAGAGUUUACGUCCAGUGUCCAAAAAUAUUUUCAAACUUAUUGAUAACAAAGAGAUUGAACAGACACAUAACUCUAAACGAACAGUUUGCACCAAGUUGUAUGGUCAGCUGAGUGUCAAUGAAGAGUUUGCAGAGUGAGAGAUUAUAGCGAGUUCGUGAAAUUAUAACAAAAAUGUAUAAAUAAAAAAUAAAAAAUGAGUUUCAAUAAUCGGAAUACAACCUGUUUUAGGAACACUUCAAUUAAAACAUUUCAAAUCAAGACGUUGGGAGCUAAAAGUUGAGAAUAUUAGAGCGUUUGACCUUCUCGACAAAAUCUAGUUACCCGUAGCCAAAGCUAUGCAGUGUAUAAAUUCUCAUAUCGAAUUUUUACGUCCAGUGUUCAUUUAUUUUUCUGCCGGUUCAGGCGUUUGUUUUCCAUUCUGGUGCAGACAGAAGAUAACAAUCGAUCACUUGCGCCCAAAGCAAUUAUGUGGUCUAGGUUUCUGAGCUCAUGCACGAGACCCAUGUUUUAGGUUUUAAUCCCAUCAAUUAAGUUAUCCAAUGAUUAAUUUUCUAUAUAAAAAAUACAAAUGCAAAUGCAAAAUCUAGCAUAGAAGAUGCUAUUCAAUUUUUUUUACGUCAAACGAAGAUAUUUCUAUUCUUGAAUCCAUUAAUUAGCUAAAUGGUCAAAACACUUCUUAGCAUUAAAAUGGGUAUUAUAUUUUUUUGCUGACUCAAUUAAUACCUUUCUGUGACAAAGUAACUAAAGACAACUAAAUAAAACACAUUAAAAGCUAUAUUAAAUUCGUACUAGCGUUUUCACAAACAUUCAACUAUGUUUACCCCAAAUUCAACAACACUCAACGUGUAACGUCACAGAAGCUUUAUCUCACAAAUUAUUAUUUUCUUUACUUUUUUUUUUUGGAAAAAAGCCAUCUAUUUUCUUUACUUGAUUCUCAAUCUGUUUAAAUUUACAACAAAAUUAUACAGCUUAUAAAAAUUUUAAAGGAAAAACUUAACUUCAAGUGUCUUGAACUAUAUUUAGUACUCUAAAUAUGAAUAUAUAUUUUUCCCAGUGUAACUAAGUCUAAAUUUUGAAAUUAAUUAAAUUAUUUUUCCUUACAUUAUUCAUGUUAAUACAUGAUAAAAAACAAAAUGGUUAAGCAUUAGAGAAUUAAUGAUAAAUUAAGUAACAUUAAUGCUACCAACAAACUCCAAACGUUAGAAAUUUACCAACAAAUUAAUGGGUAUAGUAAAAACACACAUUUAAUAUCUUCCUUUCUUCUCCUACCUUACAAAUACGAGAAAGAACAAAGCAAACACAAAAACACUUCACUUUUUUUACUAAUUAAUUAGUUUUUUUUCUCUUCUUUCAAAAAAAUAUGGAGAAUUACGUCGACGAGAGUGGUUUUGCUCCUCUAAACCAAACCAUCUUCACACGUGAUCAAGAACAUAUGAAGGAAGAAGAUUUUCCAUUCGAAGUCGUUGACCAAUCAAAGCCCACAAGCUUUCUUCAAGAUUUUCACCAUCUUGAUCAUGAUAACCAGUUUGACCACCAUCAUCAUCAUCAUCAUCAUCAUCAAUACCAUGGCUCUACAUCUUCAAAUCCUUUGUUCGGUAUCCAAACGACGUCGUCAUGUGCCAAUAAUAAUCCUUACCAGCAUUGCUCUUACCAAGAAAACAUGGUCGACUUUUAUGAAACUAAGCCACAAGUGAUGAAUCAUCAUUUCCAAGCUGCAGAGAAUCCAUACUUCACUCGUAAUCAUCAUCAAGAGAUCAACUUGGUCGAUGAUCAUGAUCAUAUGAACUUGGAACAAAACAACAUGAUGAUGAUGAGGAUGAUCCCUUUUGAUUACCCUCCUACAGAGACCAUCAACAAGCCUAUGAACUUCGUGAUGCCAGAUGAAGUUUCAUGUGUUUCCGCAGAUAAUAAUUCUUAUAGAGCGAUGAGUUUCAACAAGACCAAGCCUUUUCUGACAAGAAAGUUGUCUUCAUCCUCGUCGUCAUCGUCAUGGAAAGGAAAGAAGAAGACAACAUUAGUAAAAGGACAAUGGACUGCUGAAGAAGACAGGAUAUUGAUUCAGCUUGUGGAGAAGUACGGACUGCGAAAAUGGUCACAUAUUGCGCAAGUGUUACCAGGAAGGAUAGGGAAACAAUGUAGAGAGAGAUGGCAUAACCAUUUGAGACCUGACAUUAAGAAAGAAACAUGGAGUGAAGAAGAAGACAGAGUGUUGAUAGAGUUUCAUAAAGAGAUUGGAAACAAAUGGGCAGAGAUUGCUAAAAGACUACCUGGAAGAACAGAGAACUCGAUCAAGAACCACUGGAACGCGACAAAAAGAAGACAAUUCUCUAAGAGAAAGUGUAGGUCUAAGUAUCCAAGACCUUCUCUGUUGCAGGAUUACAUAAAGAGCUUGGAUGUGGGAGUGUUGUCUUCUUCUUCUGUUCCUGCAAGAGGUAGACGCAAAGAGAGUAGCAAGAAGAAGGAUGUUGUGGCUGUUGAGGAGAAGAAGAAGGAGAAGGAGAAGGAGAAGGAGAAGGGAGAUGAGUUUUACGGACAAGACAGGAUUGUGCCGGAGUGUGUGUUUACUGAUGACUUUGGAUUCAAUGAGAAGCUGCUUGAGGAAGGAUGUAGCAUUGACUCGUUGCUUGAUGACCUUCCUCAGCCUGACAUUGAUGCCUUUGUUCAUGGAAUCUAGUCUAUUUUGGAUUUUUUCUAUUUCAGUUUUUUUUUUCAUACGAUAUUCCGCUAAACUGCUGAGUGAGAAGCAUAUUGACUGAUUUUUAUGGCGGAUUUCACUGUCUUUUUCUGUCAGUUUUUCACCAGUUUUGCCAAUAAUACCUCAAAAUAAGAUGCAUUGUUU
Molecule: messenger RNA, 4213 nt
Organism: Brassica napus (rape)
Lineage: Eukaryota; Viridiplantae; Streptophyta; Magnoliopsida; Brassicales; Brassicaceae
Product: transcription factor MYB98-like
Exons: 3
Coding region: 2735-4048 (437 amino acids)
Biological process (GO): regulation of DNA-templated transcription
Cellular component (GO): nucleus
Molecular function (GO): RNA polymerase II cis-regulatory region sequence-specific DNA binding; DNA-binding transcription factor activity, RNA polymerase II-specific
Source: RefSeq, a predicted model, not a curated record